Molecule: messenger RNA, 810 nt
Organism: Penaeus vannamei (Pacific white shrimp)
Lineage: Eukaryota; Metazoa; Arthropoda; Malacostraca; Decapoda; Penaeidae
Source: RefSeq, a predicted model, not a curated record
AUGGUUGAUAAAAAAGGGACCAAAGGAGAAAAAGGUAUCACGAGAACUUCGGGAAACACCGAACCCUUUGGCAUCCAGCCCGAAAGAAAAGAACUGAUUGACGCCAGAUACCGAGGAGCAGCUUGUCGCACCAGAGGAGCUGCAUUUCUUCCUGAACUUUUCCGCAAGGGCAGCAAAGUGGAUGGACGGAGUUCUCUUGUUUCCUGCGACCAGAGGACAGGAGAACGAAGCAAGAUAACUGGAAGGAAAAAGAUUGGAGCUCACGGAAAACCAUGCAUUGUUUCAAAAUGUACUUCACAUCUGGAUGCCAACUUUGAAGCGAAAUCUCGACCUCCGCCGCCGGAAGAUGAGGUCGUUCAUAUGGCAGAGAACUUGCAUACGAGGGAAGUCAGACUCAAAAAUAUUGUUGCCACGAGUCUCCCACACAACCCCCCCGCCUCCCUCCGCCCUGGGACCGCUGCACCGCCGCUCCCCGCCUCCCGUCAGCGCUGGUUCUCCGCCUCCGUCAGCGCCGCUCCCCCCUCCGUCAGCGCCGCUCCCCGCCUCCGUCAGCGCUGGUCUCCGCCUCCGUCAGCGCCGCUCCCCGCCUCCGUCAGCUCCGCUCCCGCGCCUCCGUUCAGCCGCUCCCUGCCUCCGUCAGCGCGCCUCCCCGCCUCCGUCAGCGCCGCUCCCGCCUCCGUCAGCGCCGCUCCCCGCCUCCGUCAGCGCCGCUCCCCGCCUCCUUCAGCGCCGCUCCCCGCCUCCGGCUCAGCGCGUCUCCGCCGAGGGGAGGAGCGGGCCGAAGUCUCUCUCAUUGUUGGGUCCAGCUGA